GCCCGUGAUGGGGCCAGAUGCCGAAUUGGGUGGUGAACGGGGAUCGGGGAGGGAAACCCUGCCGGCGGGAUGGAGCUGCGGGAGAUAGGCUUGAGAAAGUGCUGGGACGCCGGCCGGAAUCAGCCAGGACCGUCCGAAAACCCACAUUCCCGCGGGGCACGCAGGAGCAGCGUAGGCGCGGGAGCCCUACCUGGCGGGGCGGCGGGCGCAGGACCCGGCCCUUCCGCGCUCGGUCUCCCGAGCGACGGGAACUGAAAGCGAAAGUGGAACCUGCCCGCCUCCAGUUUAGGCUUCCCGUUGCACGAGCAUCUCCUCCGCGCCAUGGCAAGUCGCUCUCCUUGGGGUCGCGGUGCAGGGAGGCUCGCCGAGGGUCCCAGAGCUCGAGUACCUCGCGAUCGCGCGCCCCGAAGUGGCCGUCGCGGGUGUGGCAGGCAUCAGCAUUGAAGAUCAGAGACCCCACAGUUUCUGAGAGAACAAUUGUAGUCUCCGGUCUUCCCGUUGGCCUUUUAAAAGACCAGCUAAUAAAGCGUUACUUCCAAAACGAGGGCGGACACGUGGAAGAGGUGAUAUAUCCAUCAAGAACCAAAGGGGUUGCAUAUAUCAUAUUCAAAGAAAAGAAAGUUGCACAGAAUAUCAUCAGACAAAGGAAAUACCCUCUGGCCGCAAAGCCUCAGCUCACGAUCUCUCACUUCAGUGAAAAGGUCUUCAACUAUGUGAUGGCUAUUCUGGAUCUGUCUGUUUUUCGGACUCAAAUUGUGCUAGAAAGCCUCAUAAUGGAUCUGAAAAAGAAAAUCCCAACUUUAAACUUCAGCCCAUUGGGACCCAGUGGGAAAAUCUCUGUGCAAGGCUCAUUUGUGGCUAUCAUGAAGCUUAAGCAGGCUUUGGUAUCAAAAGCCAUUUCCCCUUUAGAAAACCACAAGAGGUAUGCCGGUGAAAGGAGAAAUCAGAAUAGACAGAACCCUGGAGGUGUUCCCCAGAGAAGCAAGAACUCUGCAGCAGCCCCUGGGACCUCUGUACCCAAGGCUGCCAGAAGUCGAGGGACACUCGUGCUGGAUACGGAUAUUUUCUUUUACCUGAAACACAAGUGUGAGUUUUAUGAGCUAACGCUGAACAAAUACCAUAUCCUGUGUCAGGAGAGGGUGGAUGGUGACGUCACCACUAUUUGUCUACAAGAUGCUCACGGUGGGUCUCACCCCAGCCAUGUCAGACAUGUGAAGGAGCUCAUUGAGAAGUGGGCCCAGGAGCUCCACCUUGAGCUCAGAAAAGAGACACUGGUUCUAGAAGGAAGGGGAGAUAGAGAGAAAAGAAAUAUUAAGCGGGCUUGUGAACAGCUGUGUUACAGAUAUCUUAGAGUUUUGAUUAAUCUUCACAGCACACAUAUCGACAUUAUAGGACCUUCUUCUGACACGCUCCUAUUCAAGACAGAGCUCGUAAAGUGUGCAAGACAAAAGGUCACUGAAGGCCGGGCCAGAUCCAAGAUAAAUGAUAAAUAGGUGUUUAUUAGGGAAGGACUUACACAGAUAAGAGUAAUAAUAGCAGCGGUCUUCCUGCUCCAGAAGAUGCGGUCUCUACUCUUCUGAUGCCCUCUGCUACCCACUCAUGGAGCCGGCCCCUCCUCUACCUUAUUAAUGGGUCAUGGCUGCACCUGAACCACACCCAAAGGGUGUGGCCACCACACUACAAGUUCACUUGCAAGGCAAGAGCCACUACAGGUCACCUGAAGUCUCAGCCACAGUUAUGGUUGCUUUUCCCCUGACUGAGAAGUGACUGUGCCUGCUUUUCACGUUAUCUAAUUUUCAUGGUGUAUAUCAUUGUCUUCAUGUUAUAGGAGGAGAAGAUAGGACUUAGGGGACUUAAAAAUACUUAUCCAAAGUUACCCAGCUGACAAGGAAUGGGACUGGCAUUGGAUGCAAAAAUAAUACCUAAAUCAAACUGUCAAAACCAAACCAAACCAAACCAAACCCAAAUCAAUAACAACAACAAAAAAGUCACUAAACUUUGAAGAAAUCUCACUUUCUCUGCAACUACAAAUUAUUAGAACUAGAAAUCUUUCCCCUGACUUAGGUUCAUAUCAUUAUCGUGAUGUUGUUCAUUUCUCAGGGUUUAUGUUCACUCCAUACAGUGUUAGAACCUGGGAACGGAGUGGUUCUGUUUGAAUUGUAAGUAAUUGUGGGAGAAAUUUGUGUGCUUGUGGUUGUAGAUGAUUCUUGUUUUAUAAUGGUGUGUCAUCCAGACGUUUAAGGUCAAAACAUUGUGAGUCCAAAACAAAAAAAUAAUGCCUUAAGACCAUGUAACUUGUAGAACAUCCUAACUUUGCUACACUGUCCUGGUGGCCAUGCUGACUGACAGCCUGAGCUCGCUCAGCACUGCUGGAGAACAUGGCACUGCAUCACUAGUGGAAAAGACUCACUGUCUGGAGUACAGUUUCUACUGGCUAUAUAUUCCUAUUGCACCACAAUAAAGAAAAAUUUACAGAAAAAUUAAA
Molecule: messenger RNA, 2485 nt
Organism: Mesocricetus auratus (golden hamster)
Lineage: Eukaryota; Metazoa; Chordata; Mammalia; Rodentia; Cricetidae
Gene: Rbm43
Product: RNA binding motif protein 43
Molecular function (GO): RNA binding
Source: RefSeq, a predicted model, not a curated record